AUCAGACUCAACGGAAGUUUUGAUGCUACUUCCAUAUAUCGUGGCACCCCGAACCCAGAACUCGAUGCCGCUUGGGAUGCUAUAUCUGACGAUGCGCGCUCAGUUCGUUUGAUGCCUGAUGAACUGCUCAGAUCAGGGGAGAAACCUUCUCCCUCCAUGGCUAGAUAUCCAGACGAAUAUGGCGGAGGUUAUAUGGCGACGAUUUCAGCCAUUCACAUGCUCCAUUGUACAAACAUACUUCGCAGAGCGAGCUACGGCGACUAUUACAGAUCCUCUGAUUAUGCCCUCAACGGCUCCCCCGAGAUAUGGCGUACUCAUCUCGACCACUGCAUCGAAAUGCUCAGGCAGAACAUUAUGUGUCGUGGUGACGUGUCAAUGGUCACUUAUGACUGGGUUGAGGGUGACGAACUUCCCUCUCCUAAUUUCGAUGUUCCCCAUCAAUGCAGAAACUUCGAGAAGAUAUUGGAUUGGGUAGACGAGCAUCGCGUAAUUGUCCCUAAAUCCAAGAUGGUCCGCUUGGAGGAUACCAUCGACCUGCUUUCCCCUCCUUGA
Molecule: messenger RNA, 552 nt
Organism: Suillus clintonianus
Lineage: Eukaryota; Fungi; Basidiomycota; Agaricomycetes; Boletales; Suillaceae
Exons: 4
Biological process (GO): mycotoxin biosynthetic process
Source: RefSeq, a predicted model, not a curated record